ACCCCCCAAUUGCUUGUUAAUGAUUAAUUUCAUUUCUCCAAAAAAAAAAAAAAAAUGAGGGAUCAAUAUUUCAUCCAUAAAAUUGCUCUCAUAGCAUCAAUAAUAUGCUCUACCCUUCUUGUAAAUAUAAAUUGCUCUCACAAACAGCCACUCCCGCCGUUCUCUUGCGACGCGUCCGAUCCAUCGACAAAGUCAUACCGGUUCUGCAACGUCGAUUUGCCGAUCGGAAAACGGGCCCACGACUUAAUCACGCGCCUAACCUUAGACGAGAAAAUAUCUCAGCUCGUGAGUAAGGCGUCGGCCAUUCCGAGGCUAGGGAUACCGUACUACGAGUGGUGGUCGGAGGCUCUGCAUGGAGUCGCCGGUGCGUUUUCGGUGGAAACCGGGAUCGCAUUCAACGGGACUAUACGGGCGGCAACGAGUUUUCCGCAAGUUAUACUCACUGCAGCUACAUUCGACGAGAAACUUUGGUAUCGAAUCGCCAAGGUGAUCGGAACGGAGGCUCGAGCAAUAUACAACGAAGGAGAGUCAAUAGGGAUGACAUUUUGGUCACCAAAUAUCAACAUUUUCCGAGACCCGAGGUGGGGAAGGGGACAAGAGACACCUGGCGAAGACCCUUUUCUUACAAGUAAAUACGCCGUCUCCUUCGUUCGAGGAAUCCAAGGCGACAGUUUCGAAGGCGGUGACCUCAAAGACGGCCAUCUUCUAGCUUCCGCAUGUUGCAAGCAUCUCACCGCCUAUGAUUUGGAGAGUUGGGAUGGAAAUAACCGAUUUACGUUCAACGCUCACGUCACAAAGCAGGAUAUGGCAGAUACAUAUCAGCCGCCUUUCAAAAGUUGUGUCGAAAAAGGCCGAUCUAGUGGGAUUAUGUGUGCUUAUAAUCUCGUAAAUGGUGUUCCCAAUUGUGCGGAUUACGAUCUACUAACGAAAACCGCUCGUGGCAAAUGGGGAUUCAAAGGGUAUAUAACAUCCGAUUGUGACGCGGUCUCUCUAAUUUACGAGAAACAACAUUACGCAAAAUCGCCCGAAGAGGUUGUGGCUGAUGUUCUCAAAGCAGGAAUGGAUGUUAAUUGCGGCGACUAUCUAGCAAAUCACACAAAAUCAGCAGUCGAGAAGGGGAAAGUGUCGGAAUCUGAUAUAGACAGAGCCCUUCACAACCUCUUCUCUGUCAGAAUGAGAUUAGGACUUUUCAACGGUAAUCCAAGUGAACUUCCUUACGGCAACCUUAGCCGUAACAACAUAUGUACUCGCAAGCAUCAAGAUUUGGCACUCGAAGUUGCACGUGACGGGAUUGUCCUUUUAAAGAACUCCGCGAAUCUUCUUCCACUAUCCAAAUCCAAAACAGAAUCGCUUGCGGUAAUAGGCCCCAAUGCCAAUGUCUCGAAAACACUCUUGGGAAACUAUGCAGGCCGCCCUUGCAAAACCAUUACUCCACUACAAGGACUAACGAAUUAUGUCGAGAGAAUUGGAUUCCACAAGGGCUGCGAAACAAUCAACUGCACAUCGAUUGACUCAAGUGAAGCCGUGAGAAUCGCGGAGUCGGCUGAUUAUGUGGUUCUGGUAAUGGGACUGAAUCAAGAUCGCGAGCGCGAAGAGCUUGAUCGAGAAGACUUGGUACUCCCGGGCAAGCAACAAAAGCUCAUCAAGCGCGUUGCAAAGGCUGCUAAAAGGCCGGUUAUAUUGGUAUUGCUCUGUGGAGGUCCCGUUGAUAUUUCGUUUGCAAAAAAUAACCGGAAGAUCGGAGGUAUUUUGUGGGCUGGAUAUCCCGGUGAAGCAGGGGGGAAAGCAAUUGCAGAGAUCAUAUUUGGUGAUCAUAAUCCAGGAGGAAGGCUGCCUAUAACUUGGUAUCCGAAAGAUUUCAUCGAAGUACCAAUGACUGAUAUGAGAAUGAGGCCCGACCCAUGGUCUGGCUUUCCCGGGCGAACAUAUAGAUUUUACCAAGGCGAAAAGGUUUUCGAAUUCGGCUACGGUCUUAGCUACUCAAAAUUUUCUUACAAGUUUGUUUAUGUCAGCCGAAGCAAGCUCGAUCUCAAGAGAUUAUCAACCACAGAAAGAAACCCAGAAUACGUUCCGGUUUCGGAUAUUAUUACAAAGUCAUGUGAGGAGGCGAAGUUUUUAGCUAUUGUUAGCGUUAAGAAUGAAGGUGAUAUGGCCGGUAAACACUCGGUUUUGCUAUUCGUAAGGCACGAUGAAGCUGGUAAUGGGAGUCCCGUGAAACAGUUGGUCGGGUUUCAGACAGUGAGGUUGAACGCAAAGGAGAAGACUAAUGUCGAAUUUGAAAUAAAUCCAUGUCAGCACUUUGCAAGAGCUAGUGAAGAUGGAACAAUGGUUAUUGAAUCGGGGGCUCGUCGCUUAACCGUAGGAGAUCGUGAAGAGUAUCGAUUCAGCGUAAUUUUUUGAUAAAAAGUUCUAAUAAAAGGCCAGAAUUAUUAGCAAUUGUCGUUAGAACUUACUAGAAUCUCUUAAUUGUGUAAUGCAAUUGAAUAAUAUUGUGUUGAUUAUUUUCAAAGAAAAUGUGGAUAAUCUCUAUCAUUUUGGUGAUACAUUUUAUUUAUAUGUCUUACAUU
Erythranthe guttata (spotted monkey flower) is the source of this 2567-nucleotide messenger RNA. Its product is annotated as putative beta-D-xylosidase 7. Gene Ontology annotation, molecular function: xylan 1,4-beta-xylosidase activity; alpha-L-arabinofuranosidase activity. Gene Ontology annotation, cellular component: plant-type cell wall. Gene Ontology annotation, biological process: xylan catabolic process; arabinan catabolic process. NCBI's taxonomy places the organism in Eukaryota, Viridiplantae, Streptophyta, Magnoliopsida, Lamiales, Phrymaceae. The record is from RefSeq and is a predicted model, not a curated record.